Molecule: messenger RNA, 555 nt
Organism: Protopolystoma xenopodis
Lineage: Eukaryota; Metazoa; Platyhelminthes; Monogenea; Polystomatidea; Polystomatidae
Source: the annotation of a GenBank genome assembly
AUGACGCCAUCUCAAUCUAACCUUGUUAAUCCAAAUGUGUCUAUCAACCUUCCCUUCGAGUUAGCUUUCGGUCAGUCGCUUCCACUAUCUGUUGCCAGUACCUUAUCUUCUAGUACGUCAGUCACUACUGUGAACCCUGCCGGCUAUGCCUCACGAGCAGUUGAUUCGAUUGGUGUAGAAGCGGACUCUUACUGUCACGAAGAGGCUUGUCAAGAGGUUCGGCUUACUGAUCGACUUCAAAUUCGUUUAUCCAGCCUUCUCGCGACGGAUUGCACUACACAUCCUGGCUGGGACGAGGAACACGCCUUCUCCCUGCUUUCCAAACAACCACCUCGGUGUAGAGUCGUUUCUUUUGACUUUAAUCGAAAGGCAUGUUCUAGUCAGUUGUUUGUUUGCAUGUUGGUUGGCAUCCCCCCUGGUCAGGCAUGGUACUACUCGCCUCUCAUUAAGGCACACACACCAAAAAUGCGCAAGAACAUGGGGGGCCAACUGAUAUUGUGCUCCUCAGGUCGCUUUCCACAUCCUGAGGAUUUCGAUUGGGAUCUAUACAUCUAG